AUGGCUGGUUCUUCUCCUCCAUGUAGAUCACUGGAGAACCCAAAUCAGGUCAGCUUCAAUUCCAUGUAUUGUGCAACCAGUAAAGGUUCCAAAGCCCAAUUGUGCUUGCUCAGGAUUAUGCACAUAAUUUCCACUGUGCGGCCACCUCAAAUCACCCUGACGGAGCCACCACUUAUCAGUUCAGAAACCAAAGAAUUAUCUGUAGAGAGCAAUAUGAGAAAAGAAGAUAAUGGUUCCGAAUUUGACUUGAACGGCGACGUUUGCAUUUUGCCAGAGAUGGAUGAACCUUCCGAGUCUUUAGCCAGCGGCGCACGGCUGAGCCCAAGUAGCACAACCGUAGGAUUCGGUGGUCUGCCGCCCCUGAACGGUGACGGAGGUGGUGAUCAAUGCGAUCAACAAGGUGAAAAGACAUAUGAAAAUGACUUUGAUGAAGCCGAGAAAAAAAUUGAUCUACUCAUUGAAGCUGCGAAAUUGAUAUUGGGCGAGUUCAAAGACUACAAUAAAUUCGAGUCUGCAUACGAGUCCGAAAGACAAAGCUUUGAAUUAAAGAAUAAUAAGACGGGCAAGAAUGAGUUGAAUGAAAAGACGUUGAGGCGGCGAAGCCAGCCGUUGAUGGCGGCGGAAAUAGACGGAUAUGUUGAGGACAAGGGAUCACCAAUGUUGCGGCGCUCGAAGCGAGGGAGAAAUUAUGUUCUGCCAAAUCGGUACAGAGACUCGGUGCUCGAACCAUUGACUCGCUUGUCCAGACACCGGUCAUCAGUUGUCCCAACAAAACGUAGGGUGAAAUUUCAGAAAUUCAAGAUUCAGACCACUAAGGUGGACCCAAAUUGUCAUUCUAGUUUACUUUAA
Molecule: messenger RNA, 849 nt
Organism: Fraxinus pennsylvanica
Lineage: Eukaryota; Viridiplantae; Streptophyta; Magnoliopsida; Lamiales; Oleaceae
Source: the annotation of a GenBank genome assembly